Messenger RNA from Ectocarpus siliculosus, 1587 nucleotides. The record is from the annotation of a GenBank genome assembly. NCBI's taxonomy places the organism in Eukaryota, Phaeophyceae, Ectocarpales, Ectocarpaceae.
AUGCCUCCGACGCCUCACCGGACCCGAGUCCGGCCCAGCCCGAGCACGAGCAAGUCCCCACGGCGCAGGGGGCUCGCCGCGGAGUUCGUCGACUCGGACAACGAUGAAGCCUCCUGUUGCGCUCGGUAUCACGUCUCGGUCCGCAGUGCAAAGAACCUGAAGCGAGAGGGAUUCCGCGGGCUGACGAACCCGUACUGCCAGCUGAACGUCGGGAGGCAAGGCCCUUACACCACCGAUGUCGUCUUCGACUCCGUCAACCCUUCGUGGGAAAACAAUCGCCAGACUUUCGAGUUCAGGGAGGCAAAGGGUCCGCAGGAGGAUAAGCUGACGCUAGCCUGCUUCAAUUCUGGGGACGUGCCCGAGCUGAUCGGAAGGCUGAGUGUGGCCCUGUCCCACGCCACCCACAAGGUCAUCAGCCUUCCCAUGUUCCGCAAAGACCUCGGGGGGUCCCAAGUCUGGGCGGGUAGCGUCGAGAUCGAGCUCCACUACAUCCCGGAAGGCGAGGCGGGGUCCCCGGCUCGCGGCGGACGGGUAGGAAGGCCCGCCCUCGACGAGACUGAUGAUGUCAACCGCGGCGGCAACAACCCCUACCCGCCCAUGUCCCCGUCCGCGACAACGACGACGACGACGUCCCUCGCCUCUUCCUUCGUCAAGGCGGCCUUGUCCUUGCCGCACAAGCCGCGGACCUCCGGCGGCGCCGGCGACGGCGCGGCAGCGGCAGCGGUGCAGGCGGAGCUGCUGGCCCUCUCUCCGCGGACGGCGACGCGGGGAACGGAGAAGAAGAAGGCGAUGUCGGCUACGAAGUCGCCGGCGUUGGCAAGAGUGAGCUCUCUGCCGGGCACGGAGAAGGCGGCAGCCUCGUCCUGUUCCUCCUCCGCAGGAGCCCACAAGGGCGGCGGCGGGAGCGACCGCUACGGCUCUGCCGCGGCGGUAGCCCAGGAGGACCUGCUGCCCCUGUCGCCGAGGAUGGCGAGGGGGGCCGAGGCGGCCGCCGCGGCGGCGGCGGCUGCCGUGGCAGAGGCCGCCAGGGGACGGGGUUACAGCAAGGGCGGCAGCGCGGGGGGUUGGAGCUGGAAGUCGUUCUUCUGCGGGGUUGUGUUCUCGGCGCUGCUCGUGUUGGGGGGGUUGUGGGCCGUCGGCGUUCCGCUGUUGUCGGGACAACUUGGGUUCGGCCUGAGGGUCCUGGAGGACGGCGAGAACGGUCGGCAAGCGGUUGUUCUCAUCCACGGCUCGAAAAUAGCCGGGCUGGCUGACAGGCACCUGGUGGUGUUCGUGGGCGAGCAAGAGGUGUGUCGCGGGGGGGUGCCAGCCCCGGCACCACCGACGGAGGGAUCAUCGUGGGCGUACGACCUCUGGUCUUCGGAUUCGGCCGCCGCUGCGGCCGCCGGUGACGGGGGAGAUGGCGGCAAGGGUCGGAGCGGACGCGGCGGAGGACGGGAGGAGCAUACCGGCGACAACGGUGGAGAAUCUGAUUGCGGCCGCUGGUGUUCUUUCUGCCGCUGGUGUUCUCUCUGCCGCCGGCUUGCGGCGCCCCUCUACGCCGCUCGGCGAGAGGUCGGCGGCGGCGCACUCGGCACGGACCUCUGA